Messenger RNA from Anopheles nili, 1002 nucleotides. RefSeq names its product mitochondrial uncoupling protein 2-like. The coding region runs from base 1 to 1002 and encodes 333 amino acids. Gene Ontology annotation, molecular function: oxidative phosphorylation uncoupler activity. Gene Ontology annotation, biological process: adaptive thermogenesis; mitochondrial transmembrane transport; response to cold. The transcript has 3 exons. Gene Ontology annotation, cellular component: mitochondrial membrane. The record is from RefSeq and is a predicted model, not a curated record. Lineage: Eukaryota; Metazoa; Arthropoda; Insecta; Diptera; Culicidae.
AUGAGCUUUCAACGACGCACUUCAGAGAAGACGACGGAGCUGACGGCAUCCGUGCCGGUGAAGCUGCUGACGGCCGGAACCGCGGCUUGCUUUGCAGAUUUCAUUACCUUCCCAUUGGACACAGCCAAAGUACGACUACAGAUUCAAGGCGAACAGCCCGUUCGAACAGUCGCCAUGGCACCGGCCAUCAACACAACGGCUUCGCUCAAACUGAAUCCGAUACCCGUUCCGGCGACACAACACGUGCAGUACCGCGGGCUAGUGGGUACGAUUACAACCAUCACUAGACAGGAAGGCUUCCGGACACUGUACAACGGCCUGUCUGCUGGCUUGCAGCGCCAACUGUGCUUCUGUUCCAUCCGCCUUGGACUGUACGAUACGGUGAAAACGUUUUAUGGUUCCCUGCUUAAAGAAAACGAAGCUGGACUUCAGAUUGGAACCCGAAUCUUGGCCGGCCUGACAACGGGCGGUGCCGCCGUUAUGAUUGCACAGCCGACGGAUGUAGUAAAAGUGCGCUUCCAGGCCGCAACCCGCUCGUCUACCGGUCGUCGGUACGCUUCCACACUGCAAGCCUACCGGACGAUUCACCGGGAGGAAGGAGUGCGUGGCCUGUGGAAGGGAGCGAUUCCCAACGUGGGACGAAAUGCCAUCGUCAACGUAGCAGAGAUUGUAUGCUACGACGUGGUGAAGGAUUGCCUGCUGCUCUACGCCCACAUGCCAAACGACAUCCGAUGUCACUUUUCGGCAGCCGUCGUCGCGGGACUAGCGGCCACAAUUGUCGCCUCACCGGUCGAUGUGGUCAAAACCCGCUACAUGAACUCACCUCGAGGCCAGUACCGCGGAGCGCUCGAUUGUGCCAUCCGGAUGGGUGCCAAGGAAGGUGUGGCGGCGUUCUACAAAGGCUUUGUGCCGUCCUUCGCUCGACUUGUCUCGUGGAACGUGGUGAUGUGGAUCAGCUACGAGCAGCUAAAGAUGGCUAUUUUCAAGCAAAGUGAAAACUAA